AUCUCACUGUUGCUCCACCCAAAAAGGAUAUGCACGGGGAGCUUAGAAAGGCUGAAACAAUUCAACCUGAAGCAUAACUUUUCCCUGUACGAGGGUAAAGUCCUGUGCUCGUGUAUGAAAUCACAUGGCAUUAUAAGAAUGCUUCAAAGAUGGCGGUAGCAUCGGCGGUUUGCGGGAACAGAGCGCAGAGGAGCGCGUGUGUGGAGGUGCUGGUGCGGGAGCGAUGGCACGCGGUGUUCGCGAGUUUAAGCGACGAGUCUCUGACGCUCAGCUGCGAGGAGCCCGCCGGAGAGCCCGCCGUUAACCUGAACGGCAUCACCACUAACGGCUCUUACGAUCACCCGGACAGUCCCAGGACUCCAUACGCGGAUUCACAAGUGCCCGAAGCGAUCGCGAACCGAAAAAGAUGCGUCAAAGUGACCAAACAGGAGGUCGGAGGACUGGGCAUCAGCAUUAAAGGUGGGAAGGAGAAUAAGAUGCCCAUUCUUAUUAGUAAAAUCUUCAAGGGUCUGGCUGCGGAUCAAACGCAAGCGCUUUACGUCGGAGACGCGAUCCUGUCCGUGAACGCGAUCAAUCUGCGUGACGCUACGCACGACGAGGCGGUGCAGGUGCUGAAGAAAGCAGGCAGAGAAGUUGUGCUGGAAGUGAAGUAUAUGCGGGAAGCCACCCCAUAUGUGAAAAAAGGGUCACCGGUGUCUGAGAUCGGCUGGGAGACCCCUCCACCCGAGUCUCCACGUCUUGGCAGCCCUCACUCUGAUAUUCCCAACCCCCUCUCGCUAUCGAUACAUGGCGACCGCCGAUACAUCCCCCUCAAAAUGUGCUACAUCACCCGCAGCAUGACCGUCCCUGACCCAGAAAACAGACAGCUGGAGCUGCACUCCCCUGAUGCCAAGCACACAGUUGUCAUGCGUUUUAAAGACACGUCUUCAACCCAGACCUGGUUUACUCUGAUGCAGUCCACCAUCACAAACCUCACCAGCAAAGUCAUCGGAGAAGUCGGAGAACACGUGGGUCGCCACGGCAUUGCCGGCAGCCGAGAGAUCCGGCACCUCGGUUGGCUGGCGGAAAAGUCUGAAAGCGAGAGGCAGCGCUGGAAGCAGGUGCUGGUUGUGUUGACGGAGAAAGACCUGCUUUUGUUUGACAGUAUGCCACGGAUGAGAGAGCACUGGCUCAGCCCCACACACGCCUACCCUCUGCUCGCCACACGGCUGGUUCACUCUGGCCCAGAUAAAGGUUCACCACAGCCUGGCGGCGAGUUAUCCUUUGCCACACGGACUGGAACCAGAUUGGGUAUCGAAGCCCACCUCUUCAGGGCGGAGACCUGCAAGGAUCUGUCACUAUGGACCAGACACAUAGUCAGUGGCUGCCAUGCAUCUGCUGAGAUGAUCAAAGAGGUCACUACCAAGCACAUCUGAGAGCAUCUAUUUUCUGAACACGAUACAUCUGGCUUCCUCUCCUGUGUGUUUACAUUUGAUGUUUGGCCAUGGUUUCUUUGAUAUAAAUGUACUUAAAUGAAAUGAUAUAUUUUGGGCUGCUCGACUGCUUCCAUGCCAACAUAAAUACAGCUCAGCUCUCUGCUCCAAGUCUGUGGCUUCUGUAAAUGUUGUAUUGGGAAGUUCUAUGCUGCACUACAGUAUUUCAGAGUUUUGGACUGAAGACAUUAAAGAAAAAAAGUGUAUUUUUAGAAUGGAAUGCCAUGGCAGAGUUCCUGUGUGGUCCCAAUGCAUCAGGCGAGGGGCACCGAGCAACGCAUUGUGGGAAUUGAAGCUCUCCGGCGGUCCUUGAGCCCAGACUGAUAGGAAAUUAUCUGGACUGCAUAUUGGCCUCUGGAGACCAACGCUCCUUAUUUGGAUAUCUCACGGUUUUCCCCUUCUGCUUCCUUGAAAUCAAAAGUUUCAUCAGAUCAGUUUUUAAGAGUAUUUUCAUUUAACCUACGAAGUUGGAAAGGCAAGUGGAUGGAGGCUCAACAGAAUAAUUCAUAUUAAUUCUGUAGUAAUGGGUGACGUAUUUGAACAAUCUGAGAAAAACUCAGCUGUCUUGGAAGAUCUACUGAAUGAAAAACAAUAAAAAUAGCCUGACCUUGUUACAACACCCCUGAAACUCUAAUUAAUACAUUUGGGAGAACAGGAUAAUUGUUGAGAGGAUCAACGGAUGCAUCCUCUCACAACAAAGCAGACCUUCCUCAACACUAUGAAUGGCAUAUCAGAUUAAUUUCAAAAAUAUCUUUUAUUUGUGUCAAAAUCAUGGAGCUGCCCAAUAUUUGGGAUUUUAUGGGAAAAGCACAUUCGGGAUCUGAUAUUCCAUUACCUGUGUUGAGAAUGGUUUCAAAGCUGUUGCAAAGAGAGUUUGUCUCAGUUGAUUUGUUUUCUCAUUUUGUGGGUCUUGUAAAGGUUGGAUGAUGUCAUUACUAUACUGUUGUGACAACUAGACUCCAAAAUCCUGUUCCAGUCUGAACACCAAUAAGCUCGUAGAAAACAUUAACAGAAACUCCCUAGGGCCAAACGAGUGCUGAAAACAUAUUAUGGUUUAUCUUUAUUUUAUUCGCCAUUAAACAGAUUUACGAUGCUCUCUAUUUGUAUAUUAUGAUGGAUCACAUAUAUGAGACCAACACAAAUUUCAAAUUCAAUUGAUUAUUUACAAAAUUAAGAAAUUUGAUAUAAAUAAAGUAUGUCUAGCCACAGUAGCCAGUAUUAUUUUGGGUUACCAGUAGAAGAACCGUUACUUGGCUAAACUUAAAUGCCACAAAGUUACAAGACCCAUUGAUCAAAUUGUUUAUUUAAUACAAUUAUUAUGCCAUAAAAUUAAACAAAUUGUUUAUUUAAUUAUUAUACAGUAAAAAAAAAUUAUAAAUCAAAAGUAAUAAAUUAAUUAGUUAUAUAAUUAGCCACUAGCCAAACCAGACGUUAACCUCGAGCCAAGCGCAUGUGUCCAAUAAAACCGUCUUCAUAAUUAUUAAUUAAUCAUAAUUAUUUUUAGAAUACUUUGCAAACUUCUUAUAACAAAUUAUAACAGCUCCAGUAUUUAUUUGUAGAAUUAAAUGUGUACAUACAAACACUUUGUUGGCUUUGUGGCAUCUUCAGCAUUGCUGUUUGUUUGCCUCAACAAUGUUAAAUAUUGACAUAGACUUGGUACAUAUGACUUUGAUUUUGUGAUGGAUGUUGUAGUAAUGGGAGGGACAUGAUUUAAAAACCAUGUUUGAAAGCAAUCUUUUUUUUCAAUUUCAUCAAAAAAAAGAAUGACUUUGAAGAGCCGAUAAGAGUUGUUUGUAGGAACAAUGUUUAAAGGUAGUAGAGCCUUCCAGUAGAGUGCAAACACAUAAACACUGGAAACAUGAUAAAUUGCCUACAGUUACUCCAUUAUUGCAAAGCUUUUGUGGUUUAAGUGACCAAACCUGAACAUUCCUUUACUGAAGUACUUACAGACGAGGUGAAAGGAAGGCAUUUUUGUGACCGACUAAAAGCCUCUCUGUCUUUUUCUGAUGGGUGUAGGGUUACGGUAUUGUGAGGAGUAACGUGGGAACAGUAUCAUGAAAACCCCAAACCUCUCUCAAACUGAGUAAUUAAUAGAUGCGUGAGAGUCUUAUGUCAGAUUUAUUCAGUAAAUUGCAGGAGAAGAUGCUUUUGCAUCAGCGUAAUGGACUGUAACAGAGGGCAGAGGGCUUUCUCAAAGACCCUCAAUCCAAAAACCACACUAGCAUCGCAAUUAUCAGUCAAGGAGCGAUUCUGAGAGCUUUAUUGGAGCAAAUGAAGGGAAACGCAGAAGUGGAUCUGGCACGUUCACAAUAGAAACAGUAAGAGUAGGUUUCCACACAUCCUUUGGCAUCUGGUGAGCUGUAUUUGAAUGUAUUUGAGGAUUGAUACCGGAUACAUAGACUCCUGUGAUGUAUUGAAUGAAACCCGGGAGGUAUUGAGCUGAGGAUACCGGUGAUGAAUAACAUACCAAUUAUCAGGCAUAUCAAAGGACAGUUUCCUCGCUGAUGGAUUUCUCUUGUAUUUCAUUCACACCUUGGUGGAACAUGUCCGGAUCGAGCCCAGAACGGCUGCUACAAUAUUCAGUGUUUGACCUCUCGUCUCUCUGUUUCAUUUACUUAAUCUCACCCAGAUAUGAAAAAUGUUUAUGUAACAGGCAGGUUUAAUAGAAGUCAGUGCGAUGGAACUCAUUCGUGCACUCUGCUGCACCCUCAAGCUUAGUCAUUCAUUCACGAUUAUUUGUACCUUUUGUACACGUUUAUUUACACCUUUUGUAUACCUCCCUGCAGUUUUUCUGCAUUAUUCGACUUAAUUGAAAUGACCUCAAAGACAUAAACGUGUUUAAUGCUGUGCUUGUACAAUGACAAUGCAGAGUUAGAUUUUUUUGAAAGUUAAAUGAAAAAUUAUACGUGAUUUAAACUGCACGUAUGUAAAGAUUGUUUUGGAAUGUAAUCAGUGCUUUAAAGGGAUAAUUCACCCAAAAAAUGAAAAUUCUUUCAAACCUGUAUGACUUUUUCUUCUGCAGAACACAAAAGAAGAUAUUUUGAAGAACGUUGGUAACCAAACAACACUGGACCCCAUUGACUUCCAUUGUAUGGGCACAAAACCACUUAGAUAUUUCUCAAAAUAUCUCAUUUUGUGUUCCAUGGAAGAAAGACUUAUAUACAGGAUUUGAAUAAAUUAAGACGAAACAAACCAAAAUUGUUUUUCUGUAGUUCUAUUGGUAUGUCAUUGCAUUAGCAGCACAAAGGUCAUGGGUUCGAACACAUACUGAAAAAAUGUCUAGGUUGAAUGUAUUGCAAGUUGCUUUAAAUAAAAUGAAGAAUAAUUCACAAAUGUAAAUGUGCGUUUAAUGAUUUCAUCGUCCUAAUGGAGUGUAGAAUAGCUCUCAUGCUGUCGAUAAAAGUUACUGAAUUUGAACUAUUCCUUGAAAUCUUUCGUUUGUG
Triplophysa rosa is the source of this 4915-nucleotide messenger RNA. It is a transcript of the gene sntb1, whose product is annotated as syntrophin, basic 1. Lineage: Eukaryota; Metazoa; Chordata; Actinopteri; Cypriniformes; Nemacheilidae. Gene Ontology annotation, cellular component: dystrophin-associated glycoprotein complex; intracellular anatomical structure; synapse. The transcript is spliced from 6 exons. The record is from RefSeq and is a predicted model, not a curated record. Bases 150 to 1415 code for a protein of 421 amino acids. Gene Ontology annotation, molecular function: structural molecule activity; protein binding.